This is a messenger RNA of Miscanthus lutarioriparius, 1527 nucleotides long. Lineage: Eukaryota; Viridiplantae; Streptophyta; Magnoliopsida; Poales; Poaceae. The record is from the annotation of a GenBank genome assembly.
AUGGCGGAAGCUCCGGCACACGACUACCCCACCAUCGAGCCCACCUCCUUCGACGUGGUCAUCUGCGGCACGGGCCUCCCGGAAUCCGUGCUCGCCGCUGCCUGCGCCGCCGCCGGGAAGACCGUCCUCCACGUCGACCCCAACCCAUUCUACGGCUCCCUCUACUCCUCCGUCCCGCUACCCUCCUUCCUCUCCCCUGACCCCUCCUCCGUUCCCCUUUCCCCCUCCGGCGACGAUUCGCAUACCGUUGUCGAUCUCCACCGCCGCAACAUCUACUCGGAGGUCGAGACCUCGGGGGUGGCACCGGAGCCGUCGAGGCGAUUCACCGUCGAUCUGGUCGGCCCCAGGGUGCUGUACUGCGCUGACGAGGCCGUGGACCUUCUCCUGAGGUCGGGGGGAAGCCACCAUGUGGAGUUCAAGAGCGUGGAGGGGCGCAGUCUCCUCUACUGGGAGGGCCAGCUCUACCCGGUGCCGGACUCGCGGCAGGCCAUCUUCCUUGACGCCGCCACCCUCAAGCUUACAGAGAAGACCGUCCUGUUUAGGUUCUUCGAGCUUGUGCGGGCACACAUUGCUGCUGCCGAUGAGGACGUUGAGGGUGAAGAAGCUUCUGAUAAGAUAUCCGAGGAAGAUCUGGACCUCCCCUUCGUUGAGUAUCUCAAGAAACAGCAGCUUCCACCCAAGAUGAGAGCGGUUGUGCUCUAUGCAAUUGCAAUGGCAGAUUAUGAUCAAGACACUGACUGUUGCGAGAAAUUGCUGACUACGAGAGAGGGAAUCCAGACCAUUGCUCUAUACUCCUCGUCCAUUGGGAGGUUUGCUAAUGCACAACGUGCUUUCAUUUAUCCGAUGUAUGGGCAUGGUGAACUGACUCAAGCUUUCUGUCGUUGCGCUGCUGUUAAGGGUGCACUAUAUGUGUUGCGGAUGCCAAUAUCUGCACUUCUUAUGGAUGAGGAAAGGAAGAAUUGUUUAGGUGCCAGAUUAACAUCCGGUCAGGAUAUUUUGUGCCAGCAGUUGAUACUUGACCCGUCAUACAAAGUCCCUAUUCUGGAUGCCCCAUCUGAUGGUUCAGACUCAAACUUGCUGAGAAAAGUUGCGAGGGGUAUAUGCAUAAUUAGCAAAUCUGUGAAACAGGAUUCAUCAAAUCUUCUAAUUGUUUUCCCACCGAAAUCAUUAGAAGAGCAGCAGAUUGCAGCUAUACGGGGUCUUCAGUUGAGCAGCAAUCUAGCAGUAUGCCCUCCUGGGAUGUUUAUGGUGUAUCUGUCUACCCCGUGUGCUGAUACCUCUACUGGAAAACAAUGCAUAAAAAAGGCAAUAGAUGCUCUAUUCGCUCCACAGGCUUCAGAUUCUUUGGAAGGCCACUUGAAGGAAACUAGUGAAAAUAAUGAGGACUUGAAGCCGACAGUAAUUUGGAGCUGUGUGUAUGUUCAAGAGAUCACGGAGUUAUUCACAGAUAUUUGUCCUAAUGAAGAAUUCUUGCCUAAAAAGUCAGCUGCUGUAUAUGCUGAUGAUGACUCUGAUUCUGCUGAGUAA